CCGGGAAGUUUACGUCAGUUUUGCUUUGUUUUGGUUUCCGUAUCUGGUGAAAAUGCGCAAUAAUCUCAGUUUUUACACUCUCAAGGAGAGGAUUUUCCUUGUGAAGACAUUCUACAAGAAUGAAAGUGACCUGCAGUGUGUGAAGAAUGAUUAUUUUUUGGAAUUUGGCGUGAUGGACGAUGAAAUUCCUGAUCCACUCAUUUUUGAGGUUAUCAAUCUGUUUGAGGAAACAGGAAGUGUGCGGGAAAUCCCCGAAAAGAGCAACUCAGGAAGUGAAAAUAUUACCUGCAAUACGGACAAUUUUGUGCUGCCUGAUGACAUAAAAGUUGAACCUGAUAUUAAGAAGGAAGAGCCCGAAGAGGAGUCAUUGAACUUUGACGAGCCACAGCAGUUUGUGAUGGAAAAUGAGGCUGUUUACUUCCAGGAAGUUCCAAAAUCACGGAAAAUAGUCAUAAACAAGGCAAUUACUGGGGAGAAGCAAGAAAGUUCGGCAAAGCGGAAAAGGAUACGAAAAAGGCCAGUUAAGACUGACGAGGAGUUUGAGUGUGAGAUUUGCCAGAAGAUUCUCAAGACCAAGUUUGGCCUGCAAUCUCACAUUCGCCGGCAUGCCGUGAACGAUGAGUGCAGUUGCAAAUACUGCGGUGAAAUGCUGCCAUCGAGUGGUGAGCUGAAAGUCCACACACGAGAGAGGCACCCGGAAAAGGCGGGAAAAUCCUGCAGCAUCUGCGCGAAGGUGCUGAAGACGAACAUGAACCUGAAGCGACACAUGCUGACGCACUCGGAAGAGCGCACGGCGAUCUGUGACGUGUGCGGGAAGGGAUUCAAGUCCAGGGACAGCCUGAACAUCCACAUGCGGAAGCACACGGGCGUGAAGCCUUUUAAAUGUGACUACGUCGGCUGCAAGAGGGAGUUUCACGAGGCGAACUCCUUCGCCGUGCACAGGCGAUGUCACACAGGUGAGAAGCCGUACGCUUGUGAGCACUGUGGCAAGCGCUUCUCCGACAAGGGUAGUCUCAGGGUUCACUAUCGUCAGCACACCGGCGAAAAUCCAUAUAAAUGCGAAUUAUGCGGGAAAACAACGAAGCAAAAGCAGAAUCUAAAGAGUCACAUGAAGCAUUUUCAUCACAUCAACACUUUUACUAAUAAAACAGAGUGAAUUAAACGGAGAAUCAAACAAUCGUUGAAUGAAUAAAAUAUGAAUG
Messenger RNA from Phlebotomus argentipes, 1202 nucleotides. Its product is annotated as zinc finger protein 664-like. Gene Ontology annotation, biological process: regulation of transcription by RNA polymerase II. The transcript has 3 exons. Gene Ontology annotation, cellular component: nucleus. Bases 53 to 1156 code for a protein of 367 amino acids. The record is from RefSeq and is a predicted model, not a curated record. Lineage: Eukaryota; Metazoa; Arthropoda; Insecta; Diptera; Psychodidae. Gene Ontology annotation, molecular function: DNA-binding transcription factor activity, RNA polymerase II-specific; RNA polymerase II cis-regulatory region sequence-specific DNA binding.